Messenger RNA from Schizosaccharomyces octosporus yFS286, 3238 nucleotides. Its product is annotated as glycerophosphodiester transporter. Gene Ontology annotation, cellular component: plasma membrane. The coding region runs from base 844 to 2370 and encodes 508 amino acids. Gene Ontology annotation, biological process: carboxylic acid transport; transmembrane transport. The record is from RefSeq and is a predicted model, not a curated record. Gene Ontology annotation, molecular function: carboxylic acid transmembrane transporter activity. The transcript has a single exon. NCBI's taxonomy places the organism in Eukaryota, Fungi, Ascomycota, Schizosaccharomycetes, Schizosaccharomycetales, Schizosaccharomycetaceae.
ACGUAAUCCAAGAUAGAACAUCACUUAUCCUGUACCCAGCAAAGCCAAUCGUCGACCCAUCCCAUUAAUCAUUAAUAAGAUAUUCCCAAUAUAAAAUAUGACUCAUGCUAUCACAAUUCCAGCAAGCAAGGAAUUAAACAACUACGGCAAUGAUUACUCUCUUAGUAGGCUGAAGCUCUCAUUCACCCCAUUUAAGCUUCGUUCUGUUGCCUUUCGCUAUGUCACUUUAAGCUGGCGGUAGGCAUAGUAAUUUGUCGACUAACAAGUUAUCUCUUACCAAGUAGCAUACUAUAUACUGAAGUAACAGUUUAGGUUGACUGAAAUAGGAAACAGCAUUCUUAUGAGUACCGAGCCAUAAACUCGACAAGUGUAUCUCCAUAAUUAUGUUCGAAUUUGGAAGUUUUAAAAGUAGAUUUUCGUAAUUUCCUAUUCACAAUCGACCACUGCCGAGUUUGAGCUUCUUCCUCUCAUUGCCAUGUUUAAGUCAAUACGAUAGCGUUCUUCCUUCUUUUUGCUUUUUCUUUCAUGGUUCUCCGUCAUCAGAUAUGGCACUCAUAUUUAUAUUGUCAUUCUCUUCGAAAAUUUUAUGCAUAAAGACAUUUUGAAAGGAGAUAUCAGAUGAAACAGGAUUAGAGUAGAGAUCGCUGUCUUUUACUGCGUGAAAUAUGUUUCCUUCUUACUUUGGGAGUAUCAAGUAAAAUUUUAUCAAGCUCCUAUAUAUCGGGAAUAGGCUCCAGAAUUAACAGAGCAAAAUUAGGUCGGCGCUAUACUAGAUGUUUCUUUUGAUGUAUCUGAUAACUAUAACACCUUUAUAACUUAAACAAAUCCUUAUAUCCUCUAAAUAUGUAUAGUAAGCGGACUAGUUUAUGUGAUAUUGAAAUGGAAAAGACGAAAGAGGCGAAAACUGGAGACGAAGAAAAUAUCAUUACCGCAGACGUACAACCUAACGCAACAGAUGGAUCUUUUGUUUCAUUUACAGAUUUUAAUGCCGAAACGGCAACCCUUCAAGGAAAAAAUCCCGAAUUAAAGCCCCGCAAAUCGUGGAGACAAUACUUGCAAGUAGCAGUUUGUGGUAUCGGACUCUUAUCAGAUGGAUACUGUCUCAGCAGUAUUGGUGCAGUGAUUACUAUCCUUAAAAGCUUAUAUCCAAGGGAAAGCAAAUCGCAUCAAAACAUAGAACAUAUUAGCAUGAGUUCAUACAUCGGUACAAUUAUGGGACAAUUAUUGUUUGGAGUCUUCUCAGACGCGGUUGGACGUAAAACUGGAAUGGUCACAGCCACAGGUAUUUUAAUCGUCGCUACGGCCCUUUGUUCUGGAGCUUAUGGUUUACACGGGAGCAUUAACAGCAUGUUUCAAGCUUUGAUAGCUUACCGCUUUUUCUUGGGGAUUGGAGUCGGUGCUGAAUUCGUUUGUGGUUCUAUCGCCGCUUCCGAAAGUUCUAACGAAAUUCGAUCAGGAAUUCGUCAUUCUAUCUUUGUCAUAGUGACUGACACUGCUACUGUUGUUGGACACAUUUUGGGUGCUUUGGUACCCUAUAUCUUGGUGGUUAUUUUUGGAGAAAACCAUUUGAGGAUUGUUUGGAGAUUAUCCAUCGGUUUUGGUGUUAUUCUUCCGAUUGUUUUUUUAAUACUUCGACUUCGCAUGGUAGAAGUCAAAGCUUAUGUGUCUCAUCGUAUAUCAAUGAGAAAAGUUCCUUGGCGUCUCGUUACUAAAUUGUACGGACCACGGUUACUCUUGAUUUCUAUAAUUUGGUUUGCUAAUGAUUUAAUUGUUUGUGCAUUUUCUCUUUACUCAAGUUCGAUUGUAAAGGGGUUAUUACCCGAAGAUGCUUCAAUGGCAAAGACGUUCGGGUGGACAGUAUUAAUUCAGAGCUUUAGUCUGCCCGGUUCAUUGCUUGGUGCAUACUUUAGUGAUGUACUUGGACCAAAGCGUUGCCUUAUUGUUGGAAUGAUACUACAAGGAACCGUGGGAUUGUUUAUGUCAGGCUUUUUUCAUCAGUUAAUUCAUAGGAUUGCUUGUUUCUGCGUACUUUACGGGCUCUUCCUAAGUUUUAGCGAAUUUGGUGUUCUAAGCAACCUCGGACUCUUAGCUGCUAAGACCUCUCCCACUCCAAUCCGAGGUCUUUAUUACGGGAUUGCAGCUACAGUUUCUAGGUGUGGUGCUAUAGCAGGCAUCUAUGUAUUUGGGGGCAAUCAGUUCCAAAAAUAUUUCUAUGUCGCAAGUGGGAUUUACUUCUUUAUAGCUUUUCUAUCUUUCUUUCUUCCGCAUGUAAAUCAGUCCUGUGUCGAGGAAGAAAACGACCGGUUAAUGAAACGUUGUAUACUUGAAGGUAUCGAUCCUAACUCGUUUCGCGACAAGCUUGAUUUGUAAUCUUCUCAAUCUUUCUUCAUUUUUGCCUGUUUUCCCUUUAUACUAUUUUACGAAGAAGAAAGAGCGUCUUCAUGCCCCGUUGUUCAGUUUAUAUGUAAUUUUUAUGCUUGUUUCUAUCAACCUCUAUCUUUUUCUCUCACUGUUUACUUAUUCAUACCGGAUUUUAUGUUAUUUAAUAUACCAGUCACUUAUACAUGUAAUUUGAUACGCAUCAAGAAUAUGUAUUCCUGUUUUAAAUUGGAUUUUUUGGAAAAUUCUCAUUCAAAAUGGAAGUGUACGUCGGUUUGGAAGUAUGAACAACCUCAUCAGUUACCGACCCCGGCAUAAAUGUUGUUAAUGAUUUAUGCCUUUAUUUUUCACUCUAUCGAAGGGCAUAAAAGUUUCAUGUCACUACCGUACUUGGACUACUUCACUACGGUGUAAUAAUGAAACAAAGUUUGCACCCUGAAUAACCUUAGACGCCGUAAUGCACACGAAUAUAUAAUAACAGUACCAAGUUCUUGCUCACGAAUGUGGACUUGCGUGGCUCCUCAGCGUACGUAAGUAGAAUAUAGUCGAAGCGGUGCCAUAAGCACGUUAGUUAUUACCAUUUUCUUGCUAUUGUUAUCAUAGCGUAUGGAUUUCCCUAAAAGUAAUGAAUAGCCAAAGACAUUAUUAAACGAAGAUUUUUUUUAUUCACUGUAUAUAUAUGGAAGAUUUACGUGUUAAAUGUCCAGUUUGGAAGAGAUGUCCGAUCUAGCUAAAUAAAAUUAGUGUACAACUUAUAGAGUGAGCCAGAUGAUGAACACUAUCCCUAUUAAUUCCAAGUAAUAAAGGCAUCCAAUUCAAAAUAUAAUCGAAGUUAAAGCAUUUUCUCAGAACAAGUGGG